Myodes glareolus (Bank vole) is the source of this 4238-nucleotide messenger RNA. The record is from RefSeq and is a predicted model, not a curated record. NCBI's taxonomy places the organism in Eukaryota, Metazoa, Chordata, Mammalia, Rodentia, Cricetidae.
UGGUGUUUGUGCCGCGGGCGGCGACGGUCGCGGCAGAAGCAGCUGAGUGUCUCCGGGUACCCGGAUGUGAGCGCCCGCGGGCUCCGGGCGGACGCCGGCCGUGCAGCUGGGAGGUUCUUGCUCUGUAACCCAGGCCUCCCAACUGCUGCGAUUACAGGUUUCCAAGUAUACUGAAGUAAUUAGAAACAUCCCUUAGAGGCGUCAUCAACAAACUUGAAAAGGCGCUGUGUAAUGUGUUAAGAAGUUAUAAGGAAUGGUUUUAUCAGAUUAUCUUGAGUUAUGGUGGCUGAAACAUCAGUUCUGUCUUGUGGGAAAAGAACUAAAUGGCAGCACAAAAGGAAAUCUAUAUUAAUAGAGUACUUUACUAAACGAAGGAGAUUAAAUAGAAGCCAGAAACCAACAAACUUGGCAAACAAGGAAAGAAGCUUGUUAGCCAUAAGACAUGUUACAAAUGUAUCAGCGUCCAGUAGCUGUAGCCUUCAGAAGAAAAAAGUUGUCAGAAAUUUUGUCAAAGCAGACAGGUCAGUGAUAAAUAAUUCCUAGUAAUAGGGUUAGGCCUGAAACUAAAAUAAUUAGAACAAAUUGGAUCUGAAUGAAGUUUAUUUUAAUAAAAAAUAAAAACUUCUGAAAAUAAUAAAUUAGAAUUAAUUUGUUCAGCGUUCCAUUUCCCUGUUCAACAGAGAACAAAUAUCUUUCACCUUUCUUGCCAGCUUUUCUCAUAUCUUAGGAAUUUCAGAGAGCAACCUUACUUGAAACACCUGGUAUUUCUGUUGGAAAUGUACAUCAGUAUAAGUUAAAGUCGAUAUUUAAGAUCUGCUCUUUAGUAAUAGUACUAAAUUCCUAAGUACUUAGAUCUGCACCUACCUGGACACAGUUCUCAAAAAGGCCUCAGAAAGGAAGACAUUACUCAGGAAUAAUGUCCAUUCAGGAGAAAUCAAAAGAAAAUUCCUCCAAAGUUACUAAAGAAAUUGAAGAUGAGAAUUUAGAACUAGAAAUUGAAGGUUCUCAAAACAGUCUAGUAAAGAAACCAGGUUCCAAGGAAGCUGUCAAGGCACUGGUUAGAUCUUCCAACAAGAGUAAAGUAAAUCAACCUGAAUUGGGAACACGAAUGAGUACAAGGUCAGCAUCCGCAGCUGAUAAAAACACGACUAAAUCCAUUAAUAAAAAUAUGGUAAUUGUGAAGGGACAAUCACAAGAAUCUACAAAAAAGAGGAGAUUAUGUCAAGAAAAAUUAGCACUUGGAACUGUCAAAGGAAAUGAACAACUCACCCGGAGAUCACAAAGACUGCAGCAGUUAACAGAGUGGUCAACCAGGUCUUUGCGCAGUACAGGGGUUCAGAGGCACACGCAAGCAGGGAAACAGACUUUGCGACCAGCAAGAAGAGAGCAGUGCAACAACAGCACUCAGAAUAGAUCUGAUAAAGUCAUAGCAAGUCAGAAGCGUGUGAAAAGAAAAGGGCUGGAAAUAGAGUCUGAUUGUAAGGAGGACAUAAAUUCAGUUACGAAUGAAGUAAUACAUUCUCCCAAAGGAAAGAAGCGCAAAGUACAGCCUCAGACAGCUUAUACUUGUAGUUCUCAGUGCAUCCAAGUGUCUGAAAAGUGUUGCCAAAAGACUGUUAGAAAAGAAGAAUCAAAACCUGUGCCUGUAACUUCAGAGGUUAGAAAAUUCAAAGCAGCUACUUCAGAGGUCUCUAAAAAGAAUGAACCGAGGAAAUCAGCUCACACACAAGUGAAUACUAGCACAAAAGUCCCUGAUAUUCCACAACCAUUAGUGCCUGAACAAAGUAUUGAUCAUGAAUUGGAGCAAGCUGGAAAGAAUAAACGAGGUAGCAUUCUCCAACUUUGUGAAGAAAUUGCUGGUGAAAUUGAAUCAGAUACUGUGGAGGUAAAAAAGGAAUCGUCACACAUGGAAAGGAUAAAUGAGGAGAAGCCUACAGAAGUCACAUCGGAAGGGGCUGAUAUUGAAAGACAAAUGCUCCCUCAGAAAGAAACAAACCAGAACAUGCAGUGUAACCGUUUCUUUCCCAGUAGGAAAACAAAGCCUGUGAAAUGCAUACUAAAUGGAAUAAAUAGCUCAACGAAGAGGAACUCCAACUGGACUAAAAUUAAACUCUCAAAAUUUAACUCUGUGCAGCACCAUAAGUUGGACUCUCAAGUAUCUCCUACAUUGGGCUUACUACGAACUGGUUUUUCACCAGCAGUCUUAGAAAUGCCUCACUCAGUGUCUCAGAAUAGGUUCUUAGAUAUGAAACCACAUAGUAAUGUAACUUGCCAACAGGAUAAAAUGGAAGGAAGGAAAUCUGAAGAAGUUAAAAUUAAUAAUAUCGCAAUUGAAAUUAAUAAAGCCAUGAAGAGGGCUCCUGGAAAUUGUCAUUUGGAUAAUCAUAUUAAACCCUCUCCUGAUUCACCAUUGGAUAAUCAGAUGAAACAUUCUUGUGAGUCAGCACCAAAUAAGAAUUUCAGCUUAUGUUCGGUAUCUAAGGUGGAGAAGAACUCAUUAGAAGACACUGCUGCUUCAACUCUUCCCACUCAAGCAAAGAUUGAUGGAGAUAGAAAAUUUCCAGGCUCAGCUUCUAAGCAGCCCCAUAGUAAUGAAGUGUCCAUCAGUAAUGAAGCAUCCAUCAAUAGCAAGCACAGAGAUAUACCAUCAAAUCAUUCUCAGCUAAAGUAUAAUUCUCAUUUGGAGAUAACAAUUCCAAAGGCCUUGAGACUGAAAGAAUCCGAGAAAGUGGAUGAAAAACAACUGAUCAUAGAUGCUGGACACAAAAGAUUUGGAGCAGUGUCCUGUAAUGUCUGUGGAAUGCUUUAUACAGCUUCAAAUCCAGAAGAUGAAACCCAGCACCUCCUUUUCCACAACCAGUUUAUAAGUGCUGUAAAGUAUGUGGUUGAUGAAAUUAGAGAGAUGGUUGACAACGAUUUGGGUUUCCAACAGGCUCCAUUAAUGUGCUAUUCCAGAACUAAAACUCUUCUCUUUAUUUCUAAUGACAAAAAAGUAGUCGGUUGCUUGAUUGCAGAACACAUCCAGUGGGGCUAUCGAGUUAUAGAAGAGAAACUUCCAGUUAUCAGGUCAGAAGAAGAAAAGGUUCGGUUUGAAAGACAAAAAGCCUGGUGCUGCUCAACAUUGCCAGAGCCUGCAAUCUGUGGGAUCAGUCGAAUAUGGGUGUUUAGCAUGAUGCGGCGGAAGAAAAUAGCUUCUCGCAUGAUUGAAUGCCUAAGGAGUAACUUUAUUUAUGGCUCAUAUUUGAGUAAAGAAGAAAUUGCUUUCUCAGAUCCCACUCCUGAUGGAAAGUUGUUUGCAACACAGUACUGUGGCACUGGUCAGUUUCUGGUCUAUAAUUUUAUUAAUGGACAGAAUACCACCUAAUCCAGAUGUUGCCUAAUGUACCAGAAGACAUCUUUUGAAGAGAAAGAAUUGGUUGCUGACUUUAACCAGGAACUAGGGCCAUUUUUAUUACAAAUGAACUCAGGACUGGAAACAACCAUAUGGUUGUUCCAUUUUCAUAAAAUUGGAAACAAUGCAGUAAUAGCUUAUUAUUGUUUUGUUUUUUUAAAGAAGAUAUUUUAUUAUCUUUUACAGAAAUUUAUGAUUGUAUUUUAUCUAUAGUUAUUUAGACAUGUUUACAUGCAGCAGAUAAUUGUUCAUAGUGGACUGAAAAUUAAUGCAAGGACUAUGGUCUCAGUGAUAAGUAUAUUUUGAAGUUCUUAAUAUGGAAAUAUACCAGUGUAGCUUGGUACUGUAUUUUUUUAUAUUGAUCUGCUGAUACCAGUUAUAUGUUUAAAGAUUGUAUUUUCAGAGUGGAAACUAAUGUUUUUUGAGUUAUUAUUCAAGAACAGUACAGUAUUACGUGCUUGAGAAUUUGAAGCUACUAAACUAUACUAAGAAAAUUCCUCAAAAAAGGAGAGCUUCAAGUGAAAUAACUUGCAAUAGAGUCUCCAUUGCUUACUUCUCUGUCCCCGGCGGUGGCAGUGGGAAGCUCUCAUGUGGCGCCAUAAAUGACUAGAGUCGCAAAGAACUACAGAAUAGUUGUAAACUCAAUGUGGGUGGUCGGUGUCUACGCUGUUAUUUCCUCAGAAAUACUGCACUGAGUAUACGCCCUCAUUACUGGACUUCAUUUUGAUACUUGUCUAUCUUUCAUAGUGCCCUCUACUUUUAAAGGGUUUAUAUGUUGAAAAACUGCUGUGGCCUUUUAUGACCUGUAUAUAAUGUAGAAUAAAAUAAUAAAAUACUUGAUACCUUU